AUGCCUGAGUGUGGAAAGAUCUUCAGUCAUGAUACUUGUCUCAGCGGAAGACCCGGGAAUCCCCAGAGAAUCCAGGAGGGAGGAAAGAAAUAUCAGUGCCCGGAAUGUAGAAAAUCUUUCAGAAGUAAUGGAGAUCUCGAAAGGCAUCUAAGAAUCCAUUCAGGAGAGAAACCAUUUAAAUGCCAGGAAUGUGGAAAGAGCUUCAGUCAAAUGGGACACCUUUAUGUACAUCAAAGGAUCCAUUCAGGAGAGAAACAGCAUAAAUGCCUGGAAUGUGGAAAGAGCUUCAGUCAGAGAGGAAACCUUUAUGUACAUCAAAGGAUCCAUUCAGGAGAAAAACCGUAUAAAUGCCUGGAGUGCGGAAAGACGUUUAUUUAUGCUGGAAGCCUGCGUACACAUCAAAGGAUUCACACGGGAGAAAAACCAUAUACAUGUCUGGAGUGUGGAAAGAGCUUCAGUCAGACAGGACACCUGUAUGCACAUCAAACAAUGCACACUGGAGAGAAACAGCAUAAGUGUCUGGAGUGUGGAAAGUGCUUCAGUCAGAGGGGACACCUUUAUACACAUCAAAGGAUUCACACAGGAGAAAAACCAUAUAAAUGUCUGGAGUGUGGAAAGACCUUCAGUCAUACAGGACAUGUUUAUGCACAUGAAAGAAUUCACUUAGCAGAGAAACAGUAUAAACACCUAGAGUGUGGAAAGAGCUUCAGUGAGAGAACAGAUGGAAGAUUUGGGAAUCCCCAAAGAAUCCAGGAGGGAGAAAAGAAAUAUCAAUGCACAGAGUGUAAAAAAUCCUUCAAAAAUAAUGGAGAUCUUGAAAACCAUCAAAGAAUCCACACAGGAGAAAAACUAUUUACAUGCCCGGAGUGUGGAAGGAGCUUCAGUCAGAGAGCAAACCUUUACACUCAUCUAAUAAUCCAUUCCGGAGAGAAACCAUAUAAAUGUCUGGAAUGUGGAAAGAGCUUCUGUCAGAGAGGAAAUCUUUAUAUACACCAACUAAUUCACACUGGAGAAAAACCGUAUAAAUGCCUGGAGUGUGGAAAGAGGUUUAUUCACGCUGGAAACCUCCAUAAACAUCAAAGGAUUCAUACAGGAGAAAAACCGUAUAAAUGUUUGGAGUGUGGAAAGAGCUUCAGUCAGACAGGACACCUUUAUGCACAUCAAAGGAUUCACACAGGAGAAAAACCAUAUAAAUGUCUGGAGUGUGGAAAGAGCUUCAGUCAGACAGGACACCUUUAUGCACAUGAAAGAAUCCACUUAGGAGAGAAACAGCAUAAACACCUGGAGUGUGGAAAGAGCUUCAGUGAGAGGAGAACAGACGGAAAACUUGGGAAUCCCCAAAGAAUCCAAGAAGGAGAAAAAUAUCAAUGCACAGAAUGUGAAAAAUCCUUCAAAAGGAAUGGUGAUCUUGAAAAGCAUGUAAGAAUCCACACAGGAGAAAAACCUUAUAAAUGCUUUGAGUGUGGAAAGAGCUUCAGUCAUAGGUGCAGCCUUUAUGUACAUCAAAGGAUCCACUCAGGAGAGAGACCGUAUAAAUGCCUGGAAUGUGGAAAGCAUUUCAAUAAUGGAGGAACUCUGUAUAGACAUCACAUGAUUCACACAGGAGAAAAACCAUAUAAAUGCCUGGAGUGUGGAAAGAGCUUCAAUCGGAGAGAAAACCUUUACAAACAUCAAAGGAUUCACAUGGAGAAAAAACGAGAAAAGAAAGGAGAAAAGAAAAACGAAUGCCCGGAAUGUGGAAAAACCUUCAGAAGAAUUGACCAUUUUCAAAGCCAUCUAAGAAUCCACUCUGGAGAAAAGAAAUACGAAUGCACAGACUGUGAAAAACCCUUCAACUCAAAUGGAGAUCUUGAAAAGCAUCUAAGAAUCCACCCAGGAGAAAAACCUUAUCAAUGCGUGGAAUGUGGAAAGAGCUUCGGUCAUAUGAGCAGCCUUUACGUACAUCAAAGGAUCCACACUGGAGAGAAACCGUUUAAAUGCCUGGAGUGUGGAAAGAGCUUCAGACAUAGGAACAGCCUUUACGUACAUCAAAGGAUCCACUCAGGAGUAAAACCGUAUAAAUGCCUGGAGUGUGGAAAGAGCUUUAUUGAUGGUGGAAACCUCUAUAAACAUCAAAGGAUUCACAAGGAUCCACAUAACAAAAACCAUAGGAAUGCUUGGGAGUGUGGAAAGAGCUUUACUGUGAUUGGACAGCUCCGCAAAAAUCAAAUGAUCUACACUGGAGAAAAACCACAUAAAUGUCUGGAGUCUGGAAAAAGUUUCUCUGUUUAUAAUCUCGUUACUAUUUUUAGUUUCAUUGUUGCGUCAUUGGUCCCCCAUGUGUAA
Molecule: messenger RNA, 2325 nt
Organism: Protobothrops mucrosquamatus (brown spotted pit viper)
Lineage: Eukaryota; Metazoa; Chordata; Lepidosauria; Squamata; Viperidae
Product: zinc finger protein 721-like
Exons: 5
Coding region: 1-2325 (774 amino acids)
Biological process (GO): regulation of transcription by RNA polymerase II
Molecular function (GO): RNA polymerase II cis-regulatory region sequence-specific DNA binding; DNA-binding transcription factor activity, RNA polymerase II-specific
Source: RefSeq, a predicted model, not a curated record